Doryrhamphus excisus (bluestripe pipefish) is the source of this 1032-nucleotide messenger RNA. RefSeq names its product C-C chemokine receptor type 4-like. Gene Ontology annotation, cellular component: membrane; external side of plasma membrane. Gene Ontology annotation, molecular function: C-C chemokine binding; C-C chemokine receptor activity. Lineage: Eukaryota; Metazoa; Chordata; Actinopteri; Syngnathiformes; Syngnathidae. The record is from RefSeq and is a predicted model, not a curated record. Gene Ontology annotation, biological process: positive regulation of cytosolic calcium ion concentration; cell chemotaxis; calcium-mediated signaling.
AUGCAAACGACCACAUCGGAUUACGAGUAUGAUAACUACAGUGAUGAACCAGCCACACUGGUAGCGCCGUGCAGUUCAGACGGUGACAACUAUGUGGGAGCUCAGCUGUCCAUCCUUUACUACUUCAUGUUUCUCUUCAGCCUCAUUGGCAAUGGACUGGUGCUGGUUAUCAUCUACAGGUUUGAGAAGAUGACCACGGUUACCAACAUCUUGCUGUUGAACCUGGUGAUGUCGUCGCUCAUCUUCGUAAGCAGCCUACCCUUCCUGGGAAUCUACAUGCAGAUGUCCAACUGGAUCUUUGGCCAAGCCGUGUGCAAGAUAGUCGGCACAGUCUACUACCUGGGUUUCUACAGUUCUGUUCUCUUUCUUACUCUUCUGUCAUUUGACCGCCACCUUGUUGUUGUUCACUCCUUGAGUACAUCUCGGAUGAGGAACCAGAGCUACGCGGUGGCCUCCUGCUUUGUGGUGUGGUUGGUCAGCGGACUGGCGUGCGUUAAGCCCAUGAUUCUCCACACGACUUUCAUCAGUUAUGUUGACAACAACACGUACUGUCAAGAAUAUCCAGGUGACUUGGCUUUCAUUGAUGUGUCUCAGCUGAGGAUAUCUGGGUUUUACAUCCAGCUUUUCCUUUUCUUUCUCUUCCCCCUGACGGUUAUUGUUUACUCCUAUGUUAGUAUUGCCCUCACCGUCGUCUCAUCUAAAUUGGUUACCAAGUUCAGAACUGUCAGGCUGAUAUUCAUCAUUGUACUGCUGUUUUUUAUUUGCUGGACCCCGUUUAAUGUCGUACUACUGACGCAUGAUGAAUCCCAAGAUUGUGAGCAAGCCCAGAAAAGGAGCUAUGCGCUUCACGUAACGCGCAACUUUACUUACAUCUACUUUUGUAUCAGUCCCAUCUUUUAUACUUUUGUUGGGAAAAGAUUCCAGACUUAUUUCAGACAGCUGAUAGUGAAACACUUCCCGCAGUUAAAGAAGCACUGCAGAAGCUCCCAAAACAGUAGAACUAAUAUUUCCACAAAAAGUACACCAUACUAG